This is a messenger RNA of Oncorhynchus keta (chum salmon), 810 nucleotides long. Its product is annotated as protein transport protein Sec61 subunit gamma-like. Gene Ontology annotation, biological process: protein targeting; post-translational protein targeting to membrane, translocation. The record is from RefSeq and is a predicted model, not a curated record. The coding region runs from base 478 to 684 and encodes 68 amino acids. Lineage: Eukaryota; Metazoa; Chordata; Actinopteri; Salmoniformes; Salmonidae. Gene Ontology annotation, cellular component: Ssh1 translocon complex; membrane. Gene Ontology annotation, molecular function: transmembrane protein transporter activity. The transcript has 4 exons.
ACCGACUCCAGUUUGAGGUUAUCAGGGGAGCAUGUAGCCUAACCAUUCCUAGGCAUUAAGGUUAGUUUAUUCAUAAUAAGUACAGGUUUGUAGCCCAGUCAAGAGACGAAGGUUUAUACCCCAAGAAAAUGGUUGUCGCAAGUUACCACAGCCACAAAGUCAGAAAACCCGACUAUUUACAUUUUUUAAUUUUUUAAAUCCGAUUUAAACCUUAUGCCUGCUCCUAACCUUAAGACCAAAAGGCUACGUUUUGUUUUCAUAAUAUUUUUGUUACGAUAUAGCCAAUGUCGAUUUUGUGGCUGUGACAACCAAAAACUUUACUUGGCGCCACUUUUCCUGUUUGCGUGCACCAAGAGUCCGCGUCAUCCUUCCUAAUCCCAUCCGGGUUACAAUCUUUUGCGCAUUUACACGAAGUCGACGUCAGCUUUCGAGUUAGAACAUACGUGUCUAAAUAUUCCGGACAAAAACCUUUUCAACAUGGACCAGGUAAUGCAAUUUGUGGAGCCCAGUCGACAGUUUGUGAAGGACUCCAUAAGGCUUGUGAAGAGGUGUACCAAGCCAGACAGAAAAGAAUUCUCAAAGAUUGCCAUGGCCACAGCGAUAGGUUUUGCAAUCAUGGGCUUCAUUGGUUUCUUCGUCAAACUCAUCCACAUCCCAAUCAACAACAUCAUUGUUGGUGGUUGAAUAUCUCCCCUGGCUGAUUAACUACCUGCAACUGGACAUGGGAUUAAAGUGUUAACAUUUUUUUUAUAUUAUAAUUAUCUUCAGUUCAUAUUUGUUUGCUUUGUAAAUAAAUUUGGAUUAAUAAGA